Zerene cesonia (dogface butterfly) is the source of this 1716-nucleotide messenger RNA. RefSeq lists its product as uncharacterized. The coding region runs from base 147 to 596 and encodes 149 amino acids. Lineage: Eukaryota; Metazoa; Arthropoda; Insecta; Lepidoptera; Pieridae. The record is from RefSeq and is a predicted model, not a curated record. The transcript has 4 exons.
UAUCUGUGAUUGUUGUGUGAGCGCGUAAAUACGGAAUUUUUAUUGAUUUUGAACUCAGAAAAAUAUUUCAAUACUUUACCUGAGGUCAAUUAUUACAUUUGAAAAGCUGACGGAAUAGAUAUUGUAUAAACAUUUUUAGGAUAUCGAUGUCUACACAGUCGAAAACAAUGCCGUUGAUUGAUUUAAAAGUGUACAUACGCGUAGUCGCUGCGGUAUUUUCGAUAUCUUCGGCCACAGCUUUUGUAAUGGCCCUUCUGCGUCUCCUCAAUCCAGAACUCUUCUACUUAGAAUCAUUAGAUCAUACAGAUAAGGCAAUCCACUACUUCAUCAGUGGCAUGAUGCUGAUAACAGGCGCCAUUGGGUUUCUCAACAGUCUCAUAGUGAUGAACCGCAGUGCUACCCUGAACACGGGCCGCAAUAUCACAGUGUGGCUGCUACUGGACUCGCUGUUCGAGACCUCUCGCGUGGUGUAUGUGUUUGUGUGCGAGAUCAUUAUAAAGGGCAAAGGGACUUGGCAAGUGUACGAGCUGUUGAUCAGUGUGGCGCAGUACUUGCUGGACAGCUUUCUGUACUGUCAGAUGAUACUCAGACACUAGUAUUGGCUGUUAUUUUUUAUUUUAAAUUGUUACUUGUUGAUAAUCACGAGCGAAGACAGGUUACAUUCCAUUUGCUAGCUGUAAUUAUAUAUUGAGAUUUAUGAGCAUUCCGAGCUUUAAAAUUGGUGUAAAACCAGCAAUUUAUAAAGUUAGGUAAUAAAACCAUAGUUUAAUUAAUGAUAUUGACUGUAGACAAAUAAUAGAGUAAAUAUAUAACUGUCUGUAAAGUUGUCAUUCGCUCGUUUAGUGUAUAGAUCUUAGACAUUCCUAUCUUGAAUAGACUUCACAUUACUAUGAUCUCUUUUUGAAAUUAAGUAUUAAUCAAGUGAUAUUAUUAUAGUGUUAGACACGUUUUGUAGUUUGUAUUCUAAAAUGUUCACUUCAUGAGUUUACCUUUCUCGUGUUUUAAAUCAUGUUUUAUAUAGCCAUCUAUGUGAAGAUAUUUUUUAUAAACUAUGAGUUAUAUCAAUAAUUUGGCUUCUUUGUUUUCAUUUCAAGAGCACGCAAUAUUUUUUAAUGAUAAUUACUUAUUUAUAUUAAUGUGAUAUGGUUAGUAAACAUCCAAAUAUUGAAAAUAAAUGGCCAAAUUUUAUUACCACUUACAAUUUUAUUUGAUAUCAAUCACGAACAAUGAUUGUACAUGAAAUGUAUCUACCUCAUGAAGUGACGCCUUUCCCCUACUUCUGUGAUGUACCAAAUCUAGUGUAAUCGAGAAUUAUAUUUAGGUGUUCUAAGGGUCGAUUUUUCAAAACUUAGACCGUACCACAAAUAUAUAACUGCUGAAUAAUUUUGAAUUUUCUUUUUAAUUCUUUUUACUCAACUGAACAGGUUUAUUAAGUACUUAUAUUAGAUUCGAUAUUAUUUUUCUAUUCAUACUUAUUGGUGUAAUACAAUGCAUAAAUGUUUGUUUUUAAUUGGUUAUUGUCUUUUCCAUUAUUUUGUACAAUAUUCUAGAUAUUUAUAUUAAUCGCAUUAAAUAUGCAUCAUUGUUGAAGAUGUUGCUAAGUUUUGAAAAAUAUGUCCACAUCGAAUUUUAAUUUUUGUUAAGUAAAUUUACGACUUUUAAAAAUUUUAAUUUAUGGUUUAGUGAGAUUUCAACUUGCAUUUUUAUUAUUGAACU